This is a messenger RNA of Diversispora eburnea, 1833 nucleotides long. The record is from the annotation of a GenBank genome assembly. NCBI's taxonomy places the organism in Eukaryota, Fungi, Glomeromycota, Glomeromycetes, Diversisporales, Diversisporaceae.
AUGUCUGAAAUUAUUAUUUCAUAUUUGAACCAAAGCAAGGAUAAGUCUUUUUGGGGCUUUUUGUGUCGUUAUCGGAAUGAAAUCGUUGCUAUUACUCCACCUACUUCACGGGGGUGUGACCUUGAUAACGACUGGGCUAAAAAUUUCAUAAGAGAAGCACAAAAACUUGAAGAUUUGAACGAAAAGGUCAAUUCAGAACGACAACGUGUUGCAAAAAAAUUGGAGGAUUAUUGGAAUAAUGUAAUUGCAGAACGUGAAACAAAAGAAGAUAUCUUGGUCCGUGAAGCAGAAGAAGCUCGCAUUCAGGAUGAACUAUCUCGUCUUCGGCACAAACUAUCUGAAAUACAAGAAAAACUUGCAUUCGAGAUUAGCGAACUUAGACAGAAGUAUGUCGAGCUUGAAGCUAAGAAUAUCGAAGUCGAAGUUGAGAAUACAAAAUUAAAACAAGACAAAAAAGAAGUUGAAGCCAGAUUUUUGAAUCUAGAGCAGAGAGAUAGAGAAAAAACAGACCUUAUUGCUAAACUGAAACAUAAUGUCUCGCUAAUUAAGGAACAGAGCUUGCAAAACGAGAAUAAUAGGUACACUCCCGAACAGAUAGUCCUCUCUCAAAGAGAAAGUGAUGUCAAUAUACCCAACCCUGUUAUAAGCCAGUGCAUUAGCCGUGCCAGCUCUACCAGUACUAAUUCCAAAUUGUUAAAGGAUGAUACUCUUGAGCAGAUAGAAAAUAACUUUGAUAACACAGAGCAUCGAACAUCCAGAUCUUCUGGUAUAUGCCAAGAAAGGGAUAACCGAUCUUUAGCAUCUCCUGAACCAAAUUCUAAUGUAUGUCAGGAGACAGAAACUCCGGAGGCCUUAAUUGUAUUAAGAUGCUCCACACCAUCAAUUUGUAUAAAAAAUAAAUCUUCAGAAGAUAUAGCGAUCGAUGAAUUUCUAGACCUAAAAGAAAAGGAAAGGGUCAGUAAUAUGGUAAGAGAGAAAAAUAGAGAAAAGAAGCUUAGAUCUCAAUUGAAUAAUAUUUCACAAUCUAAUAAAAACAAAGUACAGAAGUUUAUGUCAGGAGUUUCUACAAACUCUAGUUCGCAGUUACAAUAUACUGGUUCUAUUAGUAAUAGUAGCGCAGAUAAUGAUGCGAUACCUACAACCUUGAAUGAAAUAGAAUCUCAACCCAGCAAUACUAGCUUCACGUUUUUGUAUGAAAAACUUUGUAAUGCUAUAAUUCUUGCUGAUCGCAAAACUCAAGAAGCAAUUUUCUGUUAUUGUAAUUUUGGUGAAGCUCUCAUUCAAAGACGUAAUGAAAUAGCAUCAGAAAAACAAAUUGAUCCGGAAUCUAAUGCAGUUAGUAGAAUUUUAAAUAAGGAAGUUCGUGCUCAGCUCCCUGCAAAUAUUUCUGAUGUACUUUUAUGGAAGAGAAUCGAAAAGGCUAAAAAGCUCUACAAACUUUUCAGUACAAUAGGUAAGGAUAAAAUUUGUCGAAUACAUUCCUUUUCCGCUGAUAGUAUCUCAAAAAUGACAAACAAAGAUAUUCAAUAUAUUAUAGAUAACGUGCCAUUUGACUAUAGUAUUAAGAUAGAAUUCACCUUAAAAUCCAAAAACCCUGAACUUAGUUCAGGAAGUGAUAACAAAAAUUCUUUUAGCUCUAAACUAUCCCAAGAAAACAAUCAAGAUUCAAAAACGGAGGCAAGCAUCCUAACCACUUCCUCUAUCCAGUCAUUGCAUACCUCCAAUUCGGAAGAUAUGAUAAGUGAGGAUAACAAAUCUCCAUCGAAUAUUGAGUCAAAUGCUCGAAACUCUACUUCCUCGAAAUUACCAGAAGCUGAAGUAAGUAUAUCACAG